AGGCUGCUGGGACAAAUUUUUCUCGCAUUCCUCUUUUUAACACUCUUCUCUUCAAUCUCUUCGACCUUCAAAUUUAAUUUCGUCGUGAGUUGUCGAGAGUGUUGAAAAGAAGAAGAGGAAGAAGAAGAAGAAGAGGCAGAAAAACACACUAGUCGGAGAACGCUAGCUGCAAUUACCUACUACGAGACGUCGAGCAGUCCUGUGAAAUUUGCUUUAUUUUAGGUCAUUUGAGAUGAGUGGCAAGGAGUAGUAGCAAGCCCCCGCAAAGUUCAGGGAGUUAAGAUGGUGGCAGGGUUGACAGUAGCAUCGGGGGGCAGGGGAGCGGAGAGGAUUGGCGACCUGCUUGCCUUGCAGGGCCGCUGCAAGAGAGACCCGGAAGGAUACGAAAAUGAGCUCUUACUGCAGCUCCGCCACUUUGAUGCCUGCCUUUCGAUCUUCUUGCUUCAGCCAAUGACUGCGGGGUCGAACAAUUCUGCUGCAAGUGACCCUGCGGCGGCGAAAGAGCUAGCCGACAUGGCCAUGUUUUUGGCCCAUAUGACGCCUCUUUACCCUCAGCAUCUUGGGAAGUUUCCUAUGCAAUUGCUUCAGUUGUUAAAGUCUCAUGGUGCUACCAUUCAGCCCACACUACGCAGACAGUUAACACAAGCUCUUGUUCUUCUCCGUAACCGAAAAAUGAUUAGUCUGAUUGAUGCGUUGCCCGUAUUCAUGGACCUGCAACUUGGCGGUGACCGGGCUCUUAGGAAGCUUUCCUACUCGCACGUUGUCCAAGACAUCCGCCGUCUUAACAUCAAAAACAAAAACGAUCCCGUGAAUAAGCCUCUCCAAAAUAUUUUGUUCAAUUCACUUCAGGACGAAGAUGAGAAUAAGUCCAAACGCGCGCUAGCAGUGCUGGCGGAAUUGAACCGUCGCAAAGUUUGGGUGGAUGAGCGUACAUCCAAUGCGAUAUGCAAUGCUUGUUUCCACAAGUCUUCGCGGAUAAUGAUCUCCGCGCUUCGAUACCUUCUUGGUUAUGAUCAGGCUGUAGAGGAAGAAGAUGAAGAUGAAUCAAGUGAUGACGAAGACGAUGGUAAAAAGCCAGGAAUACCAGCGGUAAGCAAGGAGGAGAUUUACAAGGCCCAUAAAAAAGGUACGAAUUCUAGUAAGAAAAAGAAACAAGCUAAACUAGAAAGGGUGAUGCGGAGUUUAGCGAAGCAGCAGCGCAAUAAAUCCCGGGAAAUGGAUCACGGUUCUCAUGCUCCUCUACAGCAUGUGCACGACCCUCAAAAUUUUGCGGAGAAGUUGUUUAGGCGACUUCAAGGGUGCACAGAACGAUUUGAAAUCAAAUUGAUGAUGAUGCAAGUUAUCUCAAGGGCAGUUGGUCUUCACAAAUUGAUCCUACUCAACUUCUAUCCUUACCUUCAGCGUUAUAUCCAGCCUCAUCAACGGGAUGUAACUCAACUGCUUGCGGCAGCAGUACAAUCCUGCCAUGAUGAUGUACCCCCGGAUGCAGUAGAGUCAAUGAUUCGACAACUUGUUAACCAAUUUGUGCAUGAUCGCGCUAGGCCGGAGGUCAUGGCAGUGGGUCUGAAUGUCGUUCGUGAGAUAUGUAUGCGCAUACCAUUGAUUAUGACAAAAGAGUUGUUGACGGAUUUGGCUCUGUAUAAGAAAUCUCGGGAGAAAGCUGUUUCAGCCGCCGCUCGGUCCAUCAUAUCCGUUUAUCGUCAGGUUUUCCCAGCUCUCUUGGAUAAAAAGGAUAGGGGACGUGGUGCGGAUCUUGCUGUAAAGCCUAAAGCAUUUGGGGAGAAAGUGGUUGCAGAAGGUAUUUCAGGUAUUGAGCUGCUAGCAGAUGGUGAGAGUGGUAAUGACGAUGAUGAGGACAAUGAAGAUGAUGAGGAGAACAAUGAUGACCAAGCUAGUGACGAUGAACCCGUGGAAAGUGGCGAGGAAGAAGGUUCCGACGUGGGUGAAGACGAAGAAAUGGACCAUGACGUGGAAGCCGGGGACUCCGAUGAUGCUGGCAGUAGUGGUAUGGAAGGGCUUGAGGAUGACAGUGAUAUGGAAGAAGAAGAAGAAGAAGAAGAAGAAGAUGAUGAUGAUGAACUUGAGAAAUCUAGUAAAGGUUUACGAAAGAGAAAGAUGGAUUGUGAAGCAAAUCAAACUCAGGAAGGUGAUGCUCCUCCUGUGUCAUCACAGAAGAGGCAAAAGAUCAAAAGUUCAGAAGCAGAAGAGCCAGCAAGUACUAGUCAGAGUUUACGCCAACUGAAAAAGAUGUAUGCUUCAAAAGUUGAGCAAAAAGCAGCCAUUGAGGUUGUUAGCCGUGAUGGAGAUGGAAUCCUUUCAAAUGAAGACUUUCAGCGAAUUCGAGAACUGCAGGCUAAGCGAGCAGCAAAGGCGGCUAUGGCUGAGCAUGGUUUGAGCAAAGCUGGCAAAUUCCGGCAAGAGAUCGCAGUCAAGUUGGAUAAACAUGGGAAUCUGAAUGAGAAACGAGUCAAUCCAGCUCAUUUAGAGGCAAGAAUACGUAAGAGGCAAGAGAAGGAAGAGAGACAAGCUUCUGUAAGAGCAGGUCGGGAAGAUCGCCCUCUAUUCGGAGCCCGCACUGCUAUGAAGCAGAAGAAGACUGGAGGCACCAGCAACAAGCAGAAGGAAAAAAGCAAAGGGAUGCCUCUUGCGGCCAAGCGGGCAAUUAUCAAAAGAACAAAUAACAGAAAGAAGAUGGGGAGACGAACUGCCGAGAAGCAGUUUCGUGGCAAAAAAGCCUGGAAGUAAUCGCCUUCGUUUUUGUAAUGUUCUGCUACCAAGAGCACUCAAAACUAUAACAUGGAGCUGUUAUUUUUACUGGAUAUUUUUACGAAAUCAUUCAACUUGUUACGAGAUGAAUUCUUCUCCUGCUGUAUUUUUUUACUUUUUUAUUCACUUGGAAGGGAAUUCAGAUUUCCAAUUCCUGUGCUUCAUUUCUUCAUCUCAGAAAGAGCAGUCUUUCAUGGGGAAGAAAAACCUCAUGGAAGAAACCUCGACGGGAAGCGACUGCUAAUUAAUACAAAUUCCGUAAAAUUGUCACUAAGCGGAAAAAGGGGACUACUUGGUGUACGUACCAUUUUUCAAUUAUAAGUGACUCUUCUUUGUUAAUUUUAGGCAUUAGCAUCAGUGUAGUGAGUGUAAAAAAUUGGGUCAUUCUAAUUGUGUAUGGGAAGGCCACAGCUGGAAUUGCAGCGAUGAUAUUGCUGUUUUGUAGGGGGAGAACCGAAAUUAGUCUUCGAAUUGCCACUUUUGGAUGGCUAUUGCAGGCU
Messenger RNA from Physcomitrium patens, 3266 nucleotides. RefSeq lists its product as uncharacterized. Gene Ontology annotation, cellular component: nucleolus. The record is from RefSeq and is a predicted model, not a curated record. Gene Ontology annotation, biological process: ribosomal large subunit export from nucleus; ribosomal large subunit biogenesis. Lineage: Eukaryota; Viridiplantae; Streptophyta; Bryopsida; Funariales; Funariaceae.